Dunckerocampus dactyliophorus (ringed pipefish) is the source of this 4921-nucleotide messenger RNA. RefSeq names its product mannosidase, alpha, class 2A, member 2 (gene man2a2). Gene Ontology annotation, molecular function: alpha-mannosidase activity; carbohydrate binding. Gene Ontology annotation, cellular component: Golgi membrane. The transcript is spliced from 24 exons. Bases 786 to 4322 code for a protein of 1178 amino acids. Gene Ontology annotation, biological process: N-glycan processing; protein deglycosylation; mannose metabolic process. NCBI's taxonomy places the organism in Eukaryota, Metazoa, Chordata, Actinopteri, Syngnathiformes, Syngnathidae. The record is from RefSeq and is a predicted model, not a curated record.
CCCACAAGGCUUUGCGGCAGCUCGAAGAUGCUAAGUAGCUGUAAUGCUAGCUGCUAUGCUAGUUGGCUGCUACAGCCAGUUAGAUGGCAGCUUGCUGAACGCAUCCUGAGGCACACAUUCACAGGCGCAGAGGGCUGCUCGCUUACGGAUCACUGCCCCAAUUGACAGCUAAAGAAGACCCUCGGAUGCGAUUUCAUCGUGGCAGCUGCGGUGAAGCUAAAAGAUCUGUCCAUUCUGGAGUUGUCAUGAUGCCACUGUGGGAGGAAUAAUUUUUGUCUCAUUCCGAUUUCCUGGAUGGGCUUUUGGGAGUCUACUUGUUUCUUUUGUGACAAUUGCAAAACUGGAAGAAAGAAACGAGAACAUUGAAAAAUUAUUUGCUGUUGAGGGAGUGGGGUCUUGACCAAAAAGCACAGGCACACAGAGUUACCUCGUGCUGCUGGAACACCAAGCUUCCUGUCUGUGUAGUGCUUCUUUUCCUCUUUUCCUGCUAUCUCAUCGUUUUGGAUGAUUGAGCACAAGGGCCACUUUGAAGGAGCCCACCGGUGGCUGUGGCCUGGCUUGAGCCGACGGACUUCUUGCCAGGUCUCUUAAUUCACGUCAUUUGGUGCCACUGCCAUGAAUGGCGCCUGGAGGACACAACCGUGAGGAACUGAACCCGUGGAAUUGAUGCUGAUUGUGUUCCUGAUUUUUUUUUGCCCGCAGCGGCGUUGUUCCCUAUCUUAAGCCAUAUUUUUCUUUGUUGGGGAAAUAAGAGACUGGAGUUACUUUACAAUCUGGAGAGAAGGAUGAAGCUAAGAAAGCAGGUGACUGUGUGUGGUGGGGCCAUCUUCUGUGUCGCUGUAUUCUCACUCUAUCUCAUGUUGGACCGUGUCCAGCAUGACCCUGGAAGGCGACAAAAUGGUGGAAACUUUCCACGGAGCCAAAUUUCCGUCCUGCAGAAUCGGAUAGAGCAGCUGGAACAGCUCCUGGAGGAAAACCACCAAAUCAUCAGCCACAUAAAAGACUCUGUCAUGGAGCUCACAGACACAGGAGCAGUGUCUCCCAGCGGCCACCUGCCCUUCAGGAGCGUCAAUGGCUCCUGGGUGCUUCCCUUUGAUGGCCACCCCACUUUUCUUGCUGUGAAGCCCCAGGACUGCCAGUUUGCUGCGGGCAGUCACAGUCAGGCAGACGUUCAGAUGUUGGAUGUAUACUCCCUCCUGAAGUUUGACAACCCAGAUGGUGGUGUUUGGAAACAGGGCUUUGACAUCACCUAUGAUGCGGACGAGUGGGACAAAGAUCCCCUGCAAGUGUUUGUGGUCCCACACUCACACAAUGAUCCAGGUUGGAUUAAGACGUUCGACAAGUACUUCACAGACCAGACGCAGCAGAUUUUAAACAACAUGGUGGUAAAGCUGGCAGAGGAUCCUCGCAGGAAGUUUAUCUGGUCUGAGAUUUCCUUCUUCUCAAAGUGGUGGGAGAGCGCGGACGCUCAAAAGCAGGAGGCUGCACGCAAACUGAUCCUUGGAGGACAGCUUGAGAUUGUGACAGGAGGCUGGGUGAUGACUGAUGAAGCUAAUGUUCACUACUUCGCCAUGAUUGACCAGCUGAUUGAAGGACACCAGUGGCUUGAAAGAAACAUAGGUAUAGCGCCACGGAGUGGGUGGGCAAUAGAUCCUUUUGGUCACAGCUCGACUAUGGCCUAUUUGCUGAAGAAGGCCAACCUGACCAGCAUGCUAAUCCAGAGGGUCCACUACUCGGUCAAAAAGCAUUUUGCUGCCACUCGAAAUCUGGAGUUUAUGUGGCGGCAGGACUGGGACAAAGGAUCCAGUUCAGACAUCUUCUGCCACAUGAUGCCCUUCUACAGCUAUGACGUACCUCACACCUGCGGGCCCGACCCAAAGAUCUGCUGCCAGUUUGACUUCAAAAGGCUACCAGGAGGACGGAUCAACUGUCCUUGGAAAAUUCCACCCAAGACUGUGGUGGAGGCAAAUGUAGCGGAGAGGGCACAGUUGAUCCUCGAUCAAUACCGAAAGAAGUCCAAACUCUAUCGUAGCAAGGUUCUGCUCAUCCCUCUAGGGGAUGACUUCCGCUACGACAAGGCCUUGGAGUGGGACCAGCAGUACAUCAACUACCAAAAGCUCUUUGACUAUAUGAAUUCUCACCCUGAGAUGCAUGUCAAGGUUCAGUUUGGAACUCUGACAGACUACUUCAGUGCUCUCUACAAAUCCUAUUCAGUGGCCCAUGGAUCACGACCUCCAGACUUUCCAGUGCUCAGUGGAGAUUUCUUUGCCUAUGCCGACCGCGAAGACCAUUACUGGACUGGCUAUUUUACAUCCCGCCCUUUUUAUAAGAGCUUGGACCGUGUGAUUGAGUCACACCUCAGGGGUGCAGAGAUCCUUUAUAGCUUGGCGGUUGCCAAUGCUCGACACAUGAGCAUGGAGGGACGCUACCCAGUCUCGGAUUAUGCUCUGUUGGUGGAUGCCAGACGUUCUGUGGGGCUCUUCCAGCAUCAUGAUGCCAUCACCGGUACUGCGAAGGAGAAUGUUGUCAUUGACUAUGGAACCAGAUUGCUGCGUUCACUCAUCGGCCUGAAGAGAGUAAUCAUCAAUGCCGCUCAUUUCCUGGUAAUGAAGAACAAAGAGUUUUAUCGCUUCUACCAGACGGAGCCUUUCUUGGAGACUGAUGAUAGACGUGCAACUCAAGACUCUUUACCUGAACGCACUUUAAUUGAGCUGGACCCAGCCGGGCCGAGGUGCCUGGUGCUGUUCAAUCCACUCGAGCAGGAGCGGCUGUGUGCAGUGACCGUGUUGGUCAACACCGUCAAGGUGAGGGUGCUCACGGAAGAUGGACAGACUCUCCCUGUGCAGUUAAACGCUCAGUGGAGCUCGGCGACUCAAAUGAGUUCAGAGGUGUUUGAGGCCACAUUCAUGGUGCGCCUGCCACCGCUGGGUCUCGCCAUCUUCCAUCUUUAUGAUUCUCCAAGCUCGCCCAUGACGCUGCGCUCAGACACAGUCCUCCGACUGCCGGGAAAUUCACUGCCUGCCCGUGCCUCGGACCCACUUCCUGUUCGGUCUCAGCAUGCUGACCCUCAGACCUUUUAUGUUACCAGCCAGUUUUUGACGCUGGGCUUCUCCGGCACUACGGGCCUGCUGGAGAGUAUCAAACGGAAAGAUGAUCCUCAGGAAGUGAAGGUCCAGAUGCAUUUCAUGGUGUAUGGGACUCGCAUCUCCAAGGACAAAAGUGGUGCUUAUCUUUUCCUCCCUGAUGGGAAAGCAACGCCGUACGACCACAAAGAACUGCCUGCAGUGCGCGUCGUCGAGGGACCUCUCUUCUCUGAAGUGGUGGCAUACUACCAACAUUUUCAGCAGGCCGUUCGCAUCAACAACGUGCCAGGUAUGGAUGGCCUGUCUUUGGACAUCACCACCUCCGUGGACAUCAGAGAUCAGACUAAUACAGAGUUGGCCAUGCGACUGGUCACAGACAUACAGAAUGGAGAUGUCUUCUACACAGACCUCAAUGGCUUCCAGAUGCAGCUUCGUCGCCGACACCUGAAGCUUCCCUUACAAGCUAACUUCUACCCAAUGCCCAGCCAAGCGUACAUCCAGGACAGCAAUCACAGACUGACACUACACACAGCUCAGUCCCUGGGUGUCACCAGCCUGGAGAAUGGCCAACUCGAAGUGAUUUUGGACCGCCGACUGAUGCAGGAUGAUAAUCGUGGACUGGGUCAAGGUCUCAAGGACAACAAAAGGACAGUCAACCGCUUUCGACUGCUCCUGGAGAGAAGGUCCACAGGCAACAAGCCUGAUGGCUUCUUAGCCAAAUUCUUCUCCUUGUUUCACUCUCUCCUCUCCAAAAUGUUGAGUGACAGAGUUCAAGAGAUGACAGACAGCCACACAACGAGCUUCCCCUCCGUGCUCAGUCACAUGACCAACGGCAUUCUGAAUCACAACGUUCUGGCACUGCCCGUCUUGCCCAAAAGGCGUGGCAUCCCUCCUCUGCAAACCUUCGCGCCGCUCAAGUCCACCCUUCCCUGCGACUUCCACCUGCUCAACCUGCGCAGCAUCCAAAGCCAACAGGACCCCAACGCUCCGUCACCGUACACAGCUUUAAUUCUUCACCGUUUCGGCCUUGACUGUAGUUUGGACGCUCCCAACCUGGGCUUUAACUGCACCACCACCCAAGGACAGCUCAACAUUUCCAGCCUCUUUAAAAACGUGGACGUGCAGCUGCUCCAGCCUACAUCUUUGACCUUAAUGUAUUCUAGUCCACCACUGGCCAACCACUCCGCAGUCAGUCUCGAUCCAAUGGAGAUCUCCGCCUUUAAGCUCAAGCUGCACUAGGAGCCACCCUACACCCAACGGGCUCGGACCCUUCGGACCGAGAACUGAGCCUCGGCCGGCUGUGGACCGGCCAUAGAAGGGGGCCUGGGAUACUUGGCUUUGUCAAACACAUGUUGAACCACAGACAAGUCGGAUGACCCUUAUCAACUGCAGCGUGGGAGCUGAUUGCUGUUUAGGCCGUCAGGAAACAGAACAUGUGACUGGGUGUUGCUGCGCAAGAAUGUUUUCUAUCCUGGAACUGAACUACUGAAUGUAAAUAUCCCAAUGAUGUGUGGCUGGAAGGGUGGCAGCGGGAGCACAUCGCAGUGCAAUUGACAAAGCUUUAUUUCUUUUAUGGACUUUUUAUGUUUACUUUUUAAUUUUUCUAUAUGCACAAUCAGUUUUCUUUUGAUAUCAUUUCAAUUUAAUGUCACCUUUCUUUUUAUUUGGGCUCAACGCAGCAAAGAGAAUGUGUGACAUGGACAUUUGGUCUCAUCUCACUGCCGCGACAAUGUGAUCAUGACUCGUUCGAGAGCUCCGUAGUCACCGUCACUGUUUGGGUCCUUCACUCUGUCAUCAUCAGCCUCUGGAGCUUCCUCUUCACGGAAGAACAUUUAUCU